Messenger RNA from Benincasa hispida (wax gourd), 1394 nucleotides. RefSeq lists its product as uncharacterized. NCBI's taxonomy places the organism in Eukaryota, Viridiplantae, Streptophyta, Magnoliopsida, Cucurbitales, Cucurbitaceae. The record is from RefSeq and is a predicted model, not a curated record.
UUUAAAUUUUGAAAUAAAGUUUUGGACUUCUCACAUCACGAAGGGGCAGUAAUUGCUUGUGAAUCGGUCGGUGUUCGAAGCUAUCCGUCGCCAUAUCUGAAACAGAUCUUCAAGAUCGGCCGGCAAAGCUGGUCAAAUCUCGCAGGAUAAUAUAAGGUAGACACAGAUGGUGAGAGUUGCUUCUGAUGGAGGAACUGGGCGUCGUUUACCGCAGUGGAUGCUGGGAGUUCGUUCUGAUGACCAAGUACAGAGAUCUAAUGAUGUAGAGGACAACAAGAAGAGUCUAGAGGAAGAACUUGAUUCUCAAGCUUCCCUAGCCAAGGAAGCAAAUUUGGUUAGAUGUUCUCGAAAAUCAGUGUUGCAACAACAGAAAGAAAUUUUGAUGGAUGAUUCGUGCAUUCUGGAUUGUGAAUCUAAUAAAAGAAAGGGAAGAAAACUAAAAUCAAGUCAAAUUGAUGAGGCUAAGGAUGCUGAUGACCUUGGGGCAGUCCGAGCUAAGAAAUCGAAUAGACUUAGAAGGAAGCCUCUGAGCUCUGCUUUGGAAAAAAGAAAAAGACAUAGGAACUUGGGAUCUAUAAGCAAUUUGGAUAUCCAAGUCCAAUCUCCGGGUGGUGAUGAUAUGGAACUGACAGUGGAAGAUCUAAUGGUCAUUGCAAAAGAGUAUGUUGAAGCUGACAUGGAUAGCGAUGAUAAGCACAAAAUAUCCGGAGAACGUGAAUCUAGUAGAAUAAAUCAAAGAACAAGCUACACCAUGAAUCAAGCUGAAGGAUCUUUUAAUACUAAUAAUGAUAGCAGGCAGAGUUCACUGGAUCUUAAAACCUCAAUUCCUCAUGGUUUAACUGCAACUUCAGGUGGUGAAAAUGUUGAUACAGGUGUCAGGACAAUGGGAGAUCCUGCGAAGGACAUGCUGGAUUUGUUUUUGGGGCCUUUGCUUAAGAAGUCUGUAGAGAUUGAGCAAUCCAAAUUUCUUGCAACAGAUGUACAAUUUUCUUGUGACUUAAUGAGUCAAAAUCAAAGGCAUAAUGAUAAUGUUGGAGAAGUAGUCUCAGUAACGAAGAAGAAGAGCAGCCUGAGAGAUAAGGUAGCAAUAUUUCUUGGCUAAAUAAAACAGAUAAAUCUGUCACAGUGAUGUUUCAAGAGAAAGUAGAUAUGCCGAGAUGUUUCUUGAUCCAUAAUAAUUGGAUGACAAGGUGGCUGAUACUUGGCUACUUGCACUCAUUUUGCUUUAACUGAUAUCAUCAAGAUGAUGGAUCAGAGUGUCUAUAAGGUGAAGGCUGUCUGCAACUCCCAAUUUGAGAGUGAUAAGAGGGGCAAAGGAAGUAUGCUAUCGAAUAUCUUUCCCGCUUCGGAUUAGCCACAACUCUGUGCUUUGCACUCUUGUAUGUAUCGUUGCU